AUGGGCAAGUCACAGUCGAAGUUGUCCCCCUCCCAGCUGGAAGAACUCCAAAAGGCCACGCAUUUCGACAAGAAGGAACUUCAACAAUGGUAUAAAGGAUUUCUGAAGGACUGUCCGUCGGGGACACUCACCAAGGAGGAAUUCCAGAAAAUUUACCGGCAGUUUUUCCCUUUUGGCGACCCGUCGUCAUUCGCAAAUUAUGUGUUCCGCGUGUUCGACUCGGAUAACAGCGGCAUGAUCGAUUUCAAAGAGUUCAUCUGCGCCUUGUCGGUCACGUCGCGCGGCAAGAUGGAGGACAAGCUGGACUGGGCCUUCCAAUUGUAUGACAUCGAUGGUGAUGGCAAGAUUACGUAUGACGAAAUGUUGGCGAUCGUUGAGGCGAUCUACAAGAUGGUGGGCUCGAUGGUCAAAUUGCCCGAAGACGAGGACACGCCGGAGAAGCGGGUGCGCAAGAUCUUCCGCAUGAUGGACAAGGAUGAGAACGGCAGUCUCGACAUGGAGGAGUUCAAGGAGGGCAGCAAGCGGGACGAGACCAUUGUCAGCGCGCUGUCGUUGUACGAUGGGCUGGUGUAG
Aspergillus luchuensis is the source of this 573-nucleotide messenger RNA. It is a transcript of the gene NCS1, whose product is annotated as EF-hand domain-containing protein. The coding region runs from base 1 to 573 and encodes 190 amino acids. Gene Ontology annotation, cellular component: membrane; cytosol; intracellular membrane-bounded organelle. Gene Ontology annotation, molecular function: calcium ion binding. Lineage: Eukaryota; Fungi; Ascomycota; Eurotiomycetes; Eurotiales; Aspergillaceae. The record is from RefSeq and is a predicted model, not a curated record. The transcript is spliced from 4 exons.